AUGGAGAAGAUGUACGAAGGAGUGGGUCGCUGCAAGUGCUCGUUCUGGUUCGCUGUGGCCCACGACAUACUGGGCGUCUUGAUCAUAAUGGUGGGGGUGUUUGGAGGGCUGAUCAUCCACGAUUUGUUCAUCUACGCUGGGUCCAUCAUCAUUUUCCUCAGCCUGAUCUGGUGGGUGUUCUGGUACUCGGGGAACAUCGACGUGCCACCGGAGGAGCUGGAGGACGACGUGGGAAAGAUGAAGCUGAAGAACCGGGGGAUCAGCCAGGUUGUGAGGCGGGUGUCCCAACGCGUGGCCAGCGGGAUCAGGAGCUCUUUCAGAAGGAGUGGCAGGUCCUCCAGAGCGGACAACACUACAGAUGCAGCUCUCUCCACUGUCUAUAGCAACACCGUCACAUCCUCAUCAAAUGAAUUUGUGAGAGAAUCCAUAUCAAUAUAAACCUACACAUGACAGACUGUAAAUCCCACCAAGAGACGCUCAAUGUGG
This is a messenger RNA of Stegastes partitus (bicolor damselfish), 486 nucleotides long. Its product is annotated as transmembrane protein 238-like. NCBI's taxonomy places the organism in Eukaryota, Metazoa, Chordata, Actinopteri, Pomacentridae. The coding region runs from base 1 to 438 and encodes 145 amino acids. The transcript has a single exon. The record is from RefSeq and is a predicted model, not a curated record.